Molecule: messenger RNA, 3900 nt
Organism: Closterium sp. NIES-65
Lineage: Eukaryota; Viridiplantae; Streptophyta; Zygnematophyceae; Desmidiales; Closteriaceae
Source: the annotation of a GenBank genome assembly
AUGCCUCUAAGUCGUACGGCCUCGGCCGCUCUGCCUUUCCUGAUAGGGAUUCUGGCAGGCGCUACGUUAUUGACAAUUCAGCAGAUUAUGACCGGAGGGAACAUUUCGUUCCCCAUCGCUUCUUCGUCCCUCUUUGCUUUCAUGAAUCCAGACAACCAAUCCGUCUCGCAACACGUGGGAAACCCUGAUUGGCUGGCCUCUUCUGCUUCGACCUUCGCUGCUAAUGAAGAGAUUCGUUAUAACACGGACGCGGGACCUGUAGAAAGCAAGCUGAACGUGCAUCUGGUAGCACAUUCACACGAUGACCUGGGAUGGACGAGCACCAUUGACAAGUACUACGUUACAUCAGUACAGUACAUUAUCGAGACUGUCAUUGACCAGCUUGAGGCAAACCCUGACCGCAAGUUCAUUCAGGUGGAGCAGGCAUUCUUCUAUCGAUGGUGGCAGCAGCAGCGAGAGGUCAUGCGCAAGAGAGUGCGUGCUCUGGUUGCAUCAGGUCAACUCGAAUUCGUCAACGGAGGGUGGGUGAUGCACGACGAGGCCAGCACACACUACACCGACAUGGUCCACCAGAUGUCGCUGGGGCUGCGCUUCCUGCGCUCCGAGUUCAACGUCACGCCGCGCAUUGCAUGGCAGAUUGACCCGUUCGGCCACUCGGCAACUCAAGCCAGUCUCAUCACUGCUCAGGUGUUUGGUGGGCACCUCUAUUGGAUGUACGAUCCUCCUCCCGGGCUUGAUUGUGAGGACCUUAAUUUUCCACCGUUUGUCCAGGCAAAGGUGACGCGGUCGAACCAUGUGAUGUUCACCAUGGGGAAGGACUUUGCCUACUCCAACGCCAUCAUGUGGUUUAAGAACAUGGACAAGCUCAUUCACUAUGUCAACCUGGACGGUCGGGUCAACGCCCUCUACUCCACGCCCUCAAUUUAUCUGGACGCCAAGCAGCAAGCUGAGGAGACCUGGCCGGUCAAGACUGGCGACUUCUUCCCAUAUGCUGAUGCACCGCACGCCUAUUGGACCGGCUUCUACUCCUCUCGCCCAGCCUUCAAGCGCUACGUGCGCUCCUGCAGCGCGCUGCUGCUAGCAGCAAGUAUUCUGGAAGCAGCAGUGGGGCGAGAGGCCCUGCAAGCAUGGGGAGGCGACACCGACGGGAUGAAUCUUGUGGGAUCUGGCGCUGGCAGAAUGAUGGUCGCGAGUUUCCAUCCCUCGGAGGCGCCUAGUGUGGCAACUGGGGAGGGUGGGAGUGGCGGCGGAGACAGCAAUGCUGGUGCAGGAUACGGGUCUGCUGCUGCUACUGGUGCCGGUGGUGGUGGUGGUGGGGAUAGUAAUGGUGGUGUUCCUGGUGCUGGGAGCCGGGAGGCUCGGGCCGCGUCGACAGCAUCGCUGGGGGAGGCAGUGGCAGUGGUGCAGCACCACGAUGCCAUCACAGGCACGGCCCAGCAGCACGUGAAUGAUGACUACACACUCCGCCUGCACCGAGCAGCACAGGAGCCUGAAGCUCUGACUCUGUUUUCCCCUCACCUGCCCUCCUCUCCCCACGCCAGGCCUCCACUGUUCUCACCAGCGCCCUGGCAUACCUCAUUCUGCACCCGCCGCCUCCUCUUUCUCCCUCGCCUCCCACCGGCACCAACUCCUCUGCACCAGGGCUCAUUGCAGGAAGAAGGUAUUAACAGGGGGAGGCGGUUGCAGGAGAAGCCGAAGCUGCUGCUCGAGACGUGCCCUCUGCUGAACAUCUCCUUCUGCCCACCCUCGCAGUCUGGUCUUGAACCCGGCAAGACCCUGGUGGUGGUCGCCUUCAAUCCCCUUGCCUGGGGUCGCACUGAAAUCAUCCGCAUUCCAUACCCUCUCCUUCCUCACGCCCUCCUGCCAUCCGCUCUCUGCUCUCCACUCCACUCCCUCUAUCAUCCCCACCAACUUUACCCACCAGUCUGUGCUAUUACACCUCAUCCCUCAGUUUUCCUUCUUGCAACCAUCCGCUACUGCCCACCCAAGCAUGUCCCUCCCCUGCCCUCCAUUCGUCUUUUCCCCUCUCCUGCCGCUCUCCCUUUCUCCCCUCUCCUGCCGCUCCCCCUUUCUCCCCUCUCCUGCCGCUCUCCCUUCCUCCCCUCUCCCGCCGCUCUCCCUUUCUUCCUUCCUCUCUUCCCUCUCCCUCCCCUCGCCGUACCCAUCACCCCCUGCCAUCAGGUCUCCGCUCCCUCGGUCAUUGUCACAGACUCGACCCACAAGCCCAUCCCAUCACAGCUCAUCCCAGACCUCCUCCCUCGUCCAGUAAUCCGCACGUUCUACGCAGCAGCACAUGCAGGCGCCAGCGUGCCUCCAGUGGAGCAGCAGCAGGGGGUGACGUCAGUGGUGUUCCGUGCUGAGGUGCCUCCUUUGGGCUACUCCACAUUCUUCCUCACUGCAGCCCAGCCAGGAGCUGUGGGGGCAGCAGUGAGCAGCAGUGACUGGAUCUUGGGACCAAAGAAGCAGAGGGGACGGAACACGAGGAGCAAGAAGGGGAAGAAGAAAAAGAAGAAGGCAAAGAAGGAUGACUAUGAGGAGGGGGGGGAAGGAGGAGAGGGAGGGGAGGGAGGGGAGGAAGGGGAGGCAGAAGAGGAAGGGUAUGAGGAGGGGCAGGAGGAAGGGGUUGAGGCAAAAGGGGAGGAGGGCUAUGCUGGAGGGGAGGAAGGAGGGGAAGGCGGGGAAGGAGAGGAGGAGGAGGAGGUGGGCUAUGGUGUAGGUCAGGGGGAUGAGAUAGUUCUAGGGGGGGUGGUGGCUGGUCGGCCAGCAGCGCGUGUCUAUUUCUCCAAGGCUGCUCGUGGAAUGACACGUGCUGAGCUCAUCAAGCCGAAUGGCAAGGCCUUUGCCACGCUAGCAGCAGCCAACAUCAGCAGCGAAACGCUCUUUUACUCAUCUGCAGAGUCAGGAGCAUACAUCUUCAAGCCCACAGCAGACGGUGCGCUGCCGUUCCGGCCUUCGCAGUAUGAUUGGGCGUACAUCUUCAAGCCCACAGCGGACGGUGCGCUGCCGUUCCGCAGGAAGCAGAGGGUGCCGAUCCGCGUGCUGCGAGGGCCCAUCGUGGAGGAGUUUCACCGCCAGGUGGCGCGUGACGUGUCCGAGGUGGCUCGUGACGUGUUGGAGGAGAGGCGAUGGAGUGAGUGGAAGAAGAUGGCUACUGAGCAGCAGCGAAUAGAGAUGAUUGGGGUGCCAGUGGUUGCUGCGAGGGCCCAUUGUGCUCUGCCUCUAAGGUGCUCUGCCUCUAAGGUGCUCUGCCUCAAGGUGUAUCGAGUUUACCCGGGGGAGAAUUACGCCGAGCUUGGCUACUCCAUAGGGCCUCUUGUUGAGGAUGGGUCCCUGGGGAAAGAGGUUGUUGCCUCCUUCUCCUCUUCCAUUCAGAGUGGCGAUAUCUUUCACACGGACUCCAACGGCCGUGACUACCUCAAACGAGUUCGUGACUCUCGCCCUGACUGGACCUUCACAGUCAAGGAGCCCAUAGCAGGGAACUUCUACCCCGUGACGGUGGGGGCGUUCAUCGGGGAUGGGGAGGCACAGCUGUCGCUGCUGGUGGACCGAGCAGCCGGUGCUGCCAGCCUGGCAGCCGGACAGCUCGAAGUCAUGCUGCACCGGUGGUGGGAUCACUCCGCUUCGCAGUGCUGCCAGACACACGGGCACGGCCAGGCACACCCCCACAGCAGGCAUCAGGCGGGGCAGCAGCAGGGGCCUUCUGGCGGAGAGAUCACUCCCAGAGGAUGCUGUCCCCGCUGCAGCUCGCUUUUGCUGUCGAGCGUAUGCAGUGGGAGGGAGGUGAGGGCGGAAGGUUCACACUCACUGCUGUGUCCACCUCUGCCUGUUGCUCUCCUCCACACUCCCUCCUCAUGCGCUUCUUCUCUCUUCUCAAUUUCCUUCGUCUCUUCAGUCGACUGA